AUGGCAAGCGCACAAUCCACAGUUGAUUCAUUGAAGGAAUUGAAUUCUAGGCUUAUAGCCGAAAUCGAUAAACUUAGAAAAGAGAAUGCUAAUAUCAAAUCCGAAAAUAUAAAACUAAAACAAGAUAAAGAAGAAAGCGAUGAAGAAAAAACUGACCUUAUUGCUAAAUUGGAACGCAAUGUCUCACUAAUCAAGGGACUGAGCUUGCAAGACAAGGGUACGGAGUGUUAUCAAACUGUUGCUAAUGUUUCGCAGGUUCCAAUAACUGUUUCCCCUGAAAUAAAUUCUAACCAUACUCCUAAACAAAUGGUCUCGCGAAAUGAAGAUGCACUGGCAUCAGAUAUAUCAGAUAAUGCAUCGAAAUCUGAUUUACAUCGGCCUAUUUGCGUAGAAUCCAAAACAUCGGAAGAUAAAAAGGUCGAUGAAUUCUUGAGUUCUGUGAAUAAAAAAAGGAUUAGUAACGAAAUAAGAGAGAGAAAAAGAAAAGAAAAACUUCAGGAUCAAGAGUCGUUCUCAACUCCUGAGAAUACUGCUAAUAUUUCUCAUAAACAGAGCAUAAAAUCUCAAAUUUCUACCUCACAUAGUAAGAAUGUUUCCAUAUCUGAAGCAGAGAAAAUGCCAUCUAAUCAUAAUGAAGGUUCGAAUACUACAGACGCAAGGCUUUCUCCCGAAAUACGUGACAUUUCUUCCAAAAUUCCCUACAAUCAGAAAGUAGAACAAGGUUUAAUACAUGAGUUAUUUGAAUUUAUUAGAGGCACUGAUUUCAUGUCCUUACAAAAUCUAAAGAAAACCCCAUUGAAAUCUAUCUUCAUUAAACAAAUUUCGGACAUUCCUGUUGAUAUAGAUCUGCCCCCAGGUUCCAUGCGAAAGUAUCAUUCAUCAUCUGAAUUCCAAAAAUUGAUCAGCAUGAAGAAUUCUUCACAGGCACAUGACCAACUGAAAUCUGAUAUAAAAACUAAAGUAUGUGAAGAAACUUUACUGGAAACAGAAAUAAAAGCUGAAGUAAGUAUAUUACAGGUAAAUACAUCUAGUCAUCUUGUGAUUGUCUUUGGCAAGAAUAACCAUGUAAAUUUUCGUAGAAAA
Ambispora gerdemannii is the source of this 1083-nucleotide messenger RNA. Lineage: Eukaryota; Fungi; Glomeromycota; Glomeromycetes; Archaeosporales; Ambisporaceae. The record is from the annotation of a GenBank genome assembly.